Molecule: messenger RNA, 875 nt
Organism: Nematolebias whitei (Rio pearlfish)
Lineage: Eukaryota; Metazoa; Chordata; Actinopteri; Cyprinodontiformes; Rivulidae
Gene: psmb7
Product: proteasome 20S subunit beta 7
Cellular component (GO): proteasome core complex
Molecular function (GO): threonine-type endopeptidase activity
Source: RefSeq, a predicted model, not a curated record
AAAUGCCGUUUUGGAAGGCGAAACGAGCAAACUGGGAUUCAACCUGCCUGCUGCUCGAAAGACAGGAACGACAAUCUGUGGAGUUGUCUUCAAGGAUGGUGUUGUUCUCGGAGCCGACACACGAGCCACUGAGGGCAUGGUGGUGGCAGACAAGAACUGCUCCAAGAUUCACUACAUCUCCCCCAACAUUUACUGUUGUGGAGCAGGAACGGCUGCAGACACGGAGAUGACCACUCAGAUCAUCUCUUCUAACCUGGAGCUGCACGCUCUGUCCACGGGCAGGGUGCCGCGCGUGGCCACCGCCAACCGCAUGCUCAAACAAAUGCUCUUCAGGUAUCAGGGCUACAUCGGUGCUGCUUUGGUCCUGGGGGGAGUAGACUGUAAUGGUCCUCACCUGUACAGCAUCUACCCUCAUGGCUCCACAGAUAAGCUGCCCUACGUCACUAUGGGCUCUGGCUCUUUGGCUGCCAUGGCUGUGUUUGAAGACCGCUACAAGCCCAAUAUGGAGGAGGAGGAAGCCAAGCGGCUGGUGCGUGACGCCAUCGCUGCAGGCAUCUUCAACGACCUGGGCUCUGGCAGCAACAUCGAUCUGUGCGUCAUCACCAAGGGCAACGUGGACUACAUCAGACCGCACGAUGAGGCCAACAAGAAGGGAGUCAGAACUGGCGAUUACAAGUACAAAAGAGGAACGACGGCUGUGCUGACGAAGGCUGUGAGUCCACUGGGCCUGGAGCUGGUGGAAGAGUCCGUCCAAACCAUGGACACCUCGUAAUUUACCAACCCAACGCUUCUUAGUGCAACUCGUGACCCCCUUUUGAAUUCCUGACAUGCUUUUUUUGUCCAUGGUUUACAAUAAAAGUUGAUUGUAAAGUGAA